AUGGCUCACUCCGAAGAUUUGCGCAAGGCUGCAUUUGACGCCGAGAAAGACCUGAACUCCUACCAGGCCAAGCAAGGCCUUGGCAAGAAGAGUGACUCAACUCUCGAGUCUGGCGUCAACGAGAUGGUCGAGAAGAAGUUCGAAGAGCCCACUGGCGUCAAGUAUGGUCCUGGUUCUACUGCCUCAGGCAGUGACCACCGCAAGGUUCCCGAGGAUGAAGGUGGUAUCCGCGACGACCGUGGCCGCCUCGCUCAAGCGAAGCAGUUCAACGGCACCGGUGGCCCCGAGGAUGAUACCAAGAUCGCGUCCGAGCAGCGCGGUGGUGAUCAGGAGGUUCCCAAUUUGCAGGACAUGAAGCGCCGGGGUCUCGCCAACUAA
This is a messenger RNA of Penicillium atrosanguineum, 378 nucleotides long. RefSeq lists its product as uncharacterized. The coding region runs from base 1 to 378 and encodes 125 amino acids. NCBI's taxonomy places the organism in Eukaryota, Fungi, Ascomycota, Eurotiomycetes, Eurotiales, Aspergillaceae. The record is from RefSeq and is a predicted model, not a curated record. The transcript is spliced from 3 exons.